This is a messenger RNA of Cydia strobilella, 1380 nucleotides long. Its product is annotated as proton-coupled amino acid transporter-like protein pathetic. Gene Ontology annotation, biological process: amino acid transmembrane transport. NCBI's taxonomy places the organism in Eukaryota, Metazoa, Arthropoda, Insecta, Lepidoptera, Tortricidae. Bases 1 to 1380 code for a protein of 459 amino acids. The record is from RefSeq and is a predicted model, not a curated record. Gene Ontology annotation, molecular function: L-amino acid transmembrane transporter activity. The transcript is spliced from 9 exons.
AUGUCUCAUGGAAGCUCUGGCGCAUCACCGCUUCCUCCACUCUCGAUCAAAGCAACAGGACAAGCUGCGAGAGAUUAUAACUUUGUUGCUGCAAGAGGCCCUAUCAAAACCACCAAUGUUAUAGAAUCCAUAGGUCAUCUAGUCAAGAGUUGUCUUGGAGGGGGCGUGGUGGGUAUCCACGAGGCAUACAAAGGAUGCGGGUUGAUUUCUGCGCUCAUCUUAAACGUAUUUCUGGGUGUUUUUGUUGGAUAUUGCAUGCAGAUGUUAGUCCACAACGCACAAAUCUUGUAUGGAAGGUUACAAAUCCCCAGCAUGUCGUAUCCGGACGUCGCGGAAGCCACACUCGCCACCGGCCCAUUCGUGAAACUGAGGAGAUUUGCGAGACCCUUCAGGUACGCAGUGGACGCAACAAUAGGAAUCGACUUAUUCGGAUCCUGUUGCGUGUACAGUGUCAUCAUAUCGCGCUCGAUCAAGCAACUCCUUGAAGAAUCCAAAACGGUCGACUACAUCAACAUUCGAAUCCUCAUCGCGUGUCUUUUCAUACCCUGCAUACUUAUAUGCUGGAUCACACAGCUUAAGUACCUCGCACCGUUUUCUAUAGUAGCUGACAUCUUUCUAUUGAUCGUGGCCGUUUCCACGGUAUAUUACGGCUCGACGGCAGCAACCAAGUCUCCCGCAGAAUUUCCAGUGUUUAAGAGCUUCGAAGGUUUCCUUGAGUUCGUUGGUGUGUGUGUGUUCAGUAUGGAGGGCGUCGGAGUUUCCAUGCCGAUCGAAAACCAUAUGGCUAAUCCACAUAAGUUCCCGCUGGUGCUGUUUGGAGGAAUGGGUACCGUGGUGGGUAUUGUGAUGGUCAUCGGUUUCUUCGGCUACUGGGGUUACGGGGAAUCUUCCGUGGCUCCCAUCACGAAUAACUUCCCUUGGGCUGUAUUCCCUAUAAUUCUUAAGGUCCUCAUGGCACUCAUGAUAUACGUGACCUUCGCGCUGAACUUCUGGGUGCCGUUCGACCUGGUGUGGGUCUACCUGAAGAGGAGGCACCCUGAGAACAAGCUGUGGUUCUGGGAGAGGCUGUACAGGACCGGCAUGGUCAUCAUCAUCGUACUCAUCGCUAUUGCCUUCCCUGACGUCUCGAGUUUCAUGGGAUUUCUCGGCUGCUUCUGCCUAUCCCUCAUGGGCUUCAUAUUCCCCGCCUUCAUAGAACUGUGCGUCGUCUGGGAGGACCCUGGGCUCGGCUUCAUGAAGUGGCGACUCAUCAAGGCCUGCGCCAUUAUAAUCUUUGGCAUCUUGCUGUGCAUCAUGGGCACUAUCACUAAUGUCAAAGGUUUGAUUAAGGCGGCGAUGUCGAGUGAUAAGCAAUCGACCACGACGACCCCUGCGCCGUAA